Molecule: messenger RNA, 1849 nt
Organism: Orbicella faveolata
Lineage: Eukaryota; Metazoa; Cnidaria; Anthozoa; Scleractinia; Merulinidae
Product: QRFP-like peptide receptor
Biological process (GO): G protein-coupled receptor signaling pathway
Cellular component (GO): membrane
Molecular function (GO): G protein-coupled receptor activity
Source: RefSeq, a predicted model, not a curated record
UAUAGAAAUAUGUAGGUGACCAGUAUUUUGUCGCUCGAUCUCUCGUAGAUUUAUGAAAGAAAGGAUGACCAUAGGCGAGGGAAAUCUGAAAAUGUGAAUGACACUUGUGAAUAAUGUAAACCUCAGAAGAACAAGUAACACCAAGUGCAAUUAUAAUAACAAAGCAGUUGACGAGAGGUUCAUCCUACAUGCAGUAAAUAUGAACAUCUCUAACGCAUCUACAACCGUACCAAAUCAACCUCUACCUGGAAUAACUACCUUCACACGUAUAACAUACGCUAUCCUGGCCACAGUAGCUAUCAUAGGAAACAUCUUGGUCAUUCUUGUUUUCGUCUGGGACAAGAAGCUGUUAAAGAAAUCCUACAACAUGUUAAUCCUGUCCCUGGCCAUAUCUGAUGUUCUAACCGCCUUCCUGCUGAUUACAAACCCAGCUUUUGUUCUUGGUGACGCGUUUCCUUAUCCGACCAAUCACGUGCUAGGAGACAUCUUCUGCCGAGUCAUAUGGAGUCGUAUGUUUCUCUUUCAGUUGGUGGUUUUCUCAGCGUACAUCUGUAUGGCUUUGGCGACGGAGCGGUGGUAUGCAGUGAUCAAGCCUCACAAGUACAGCGAGACCUUCAACCAGAAGCGAACCCUUGUUUACAUCUUCCUUGUGUGGCUUUGGUCGGUGAUCCUCUGUGGCACCUCUCUGUUCGAAGUUGCGUACGUUUCUUCGAAUCCGCUUAAUCUACGAUGCAAAUGGCAGCUGUACUGGAGUAAGCAGCCAGUCCGUGGUAUUGUGGGAAUCAUUCAAGUCCUGUUCAAAAUGGUGCUUCCAAGCCUCACCAUGCUGUUCUUGUUCAUUCACAUGGUUUACAAGGCAAGCAAGUCCACAAUCGCCUCGGUUGAGAGUCGCUCUAAACUUCGCGGCAAAAUGACGCGGAUGGUUGGUGCCGCCUGCAUCAUGCUGAUCGUUUGCUUCGCGCCAAAUCAGAUCAACUACGCGAUGGCAAUGGCGGGAAAAACACGGCUGGAUACCAAUUUGCACCAUGUCCUCUCCCUAUUGGUUUUUGUGAACAGUUGUUUGAAUCCAUUAAUUUAUGGGCUAAGCAACAAGAACUACCGUCGUGGCUACCUGAAAAUCCUGUUUUUGGCUUGCCCCAAGGGAAGAUGGAGGCAAAACAGGGUAAACGAUGGAAGCGCCCUUAAUGCGUGGGAAAAUGCCCAAGAUACUUCAAUCCGCGAGAGGAACACAGAAGAGACUCUGGAGAGAGAAAGUCAAGAGAAUCAUGUGUGAAUCGUCAGCUUAUGUGAGCUGUAGGGGAAAACUGGGGCCGGUGUACGUAGAACUACUUUACUUGCAAACAAUUUCGGACGUUUAAUUUUCGAAUACUUUUUAUCGCAUUUGGGACAAAUUUCGGACAAAAAGUUCGGACACUUUGCUGAAACAUAACAUAAGCAAAUUUACGGCUAGAAAAGGCGAAUCAUAAUGAAACGACAUCUGUGGAAAUGACAGUUUUACUGUACCCUCAAGGUUUUAGAGAUAUACCGACUGGAAAAUAACACAAAUUCUUACGUAUCUUAUGGAUAGCUGGCACAUUAGUGGCUGGAACUUUAGUCCGUGGAAAAACCCUAUGUUUACCUGCUAUAGGUGGAGACAAAAACAUAAACUUUUUGGAGUGACCUUCUACUCCAAAAAUGUCGGACGGUUUUAUCUUCGGACACUUAAAAUCGUCCGUGAUUUUUUGCUUGUAAUGUAAUCCAGUUGUAAACAGCCGCAUAACUUAAGUAACAAGCAAGUACUACUCUAUUUGUCUUUAUUUCAGUUACGCAGCAGUUGAUAACUCUGCAGAAACCAUGCCAUCAGUUUAAA